AUGUUCCCUUGCAACCCCCAGUCUGCCUUGAAGGAGAAGCGUGUCGCUAUUGUUGGAUGUCCCUUCUCGGGAGGACAAGCUCGCGGUGGUGUCGACUUUGGUCCCGAGCACAUGAUCAACGCCGGUCUUAUCGACCAGGUCAAGGAGCUCGGAUGGGACGUCACCUUCGAGGGCCACCAGCAAUUCGAGCAGCUCAAGCCUGCUGCGAAUGAGGACCCUGAUGUCGGGAGAUUGAAGAAUCCGCGCUAUGUCUCGGCUGUCACGAAGGCUGUUUCUGGUGUUGUCGAGAAGCACUGUAAGAGGGGGGAGUUCCCUUUGACUGUUGGUGGUGACCACUCUUUGGCUAUUGGUACUGUCUCUGGUGUCAUGGCCGCUUACCCUGACGCUUGUCUCGUCUGGGUCGACGCUCAUGCGGACAUCAACACCCCCCACUCCACCCCCUCCGGCAACAUCCACGGCUGCCCCCUUUCCUUCGUCACCGGUGCCGCAGAGCCCUGUCCUGACGUCUUCUCCUGGGUCCCCAAAUGCCUUCCCUUCGAGCGCAUCGCAUACAUCGGCCUCCGCGACCUCGACCCCGUCGAGAAGCAGAUUUUGCGUGAGAACAAUGUGUGUGCGUACACCAUGCACCACGUCGACAAAUACGGAAUCGGUCGUGUUGUCGAGAUGGCGUUGGAGAGGAUUAACCCCGGCUUGCAACGCCCGAUUCAUUUGAGUUUCGAUGUUGAUGCGAUGGAUCCUGCUGUUGCGCCUGCUACUGGAACCCCUGUUCGUGGGGGGUUGACGUGGCGUGAGGGGAUGUAUAUCUGUGAGGCGCUCCAUGAGACUGGAAAGCUUGUUGCGAUGGAUUUGAUGGAGGUCAACCCUGUCCUUGGUGCGAGUGAGCAGGAGGUCCAGGCUACUGUUCAUGCUGGUUUGUCCUUGGCUCGCUGCGCUCUCGGCGAGACGCUCCUCUAA
Molecule: messenger RNA, 954 nt
Organism: Saitoella complicata NRRL Y-17804
Lineage: Eukaryota; Fungi; Ascomycota; Saitoellomycetes; Saitoellales; Saitoellaceae
Product: Ureohydrolase
Exons: 3
Coding region: 1-954 (317 amino acids)
Cellular component (GO): nucleus; cytoplasm; cytosol
Molecular function (GO): arginase activity; manganese ion binding
Source: RefSeq, a predicted model, not a curated record